AUGGUUGUGGCUUAUAAUCAGGAGAGGACAGUGACCAUACGGAGACAGACCAUCGGUGGUUUUGGCCUGAGCAUCAAGGGUGGAGCUGAGCACAAAAUUCCUGUUGUCAUCUCGAAAAUAUCAAAGGAACAGAAAGCUGAACUCUCCGGGCUGCUUUUCAUUGGUGACGGUAUCCUCCAGAUAAACGGGAUAAACGUUCGGAGCUAUCGCCAUGAGGAGGUGGUGCAGGUUUUGAGGAACGCAGGAGAGGAAGUGACUCUGACCGUGUCCUUUCUGAAGAAGACGCCGGCUUUUCUCAAGCUUCCUCUCUGCGAAGACUGUACAUGUAUUCCCAGUGACCAGAGCAGCGGAACCUCUUCUCCUCUGUGCGACAGCGGCCUGCACUUGAACUAUCAUCCCAACAACACGGACACGCUGUCGUGCUCGUCGUGGCCCACCUCGCCGAGCCUGCGCUGGGAGAAGAGAUGGGUGGACCUGCGCCUCAUCCCCCUGCUCCACUCCCGCCUGUCCCAGUACAUGCCGGGCUCUGACGUCUGCAGGAAAAAUGCCUUCCAGGUCAUAGCAGUGGAUGGGGUGUGCAGCGGCGUCAUCCAGUUUCAGACCACAGACGACGGAUUCGACUGGCUCCAGGCCAUCGGCGGCAACAUCUCCAACCUCACCAAGCACAAUGAAAGACUAGAAUGA
Knipowitschia caucasica is the source of this 684-nucleotide messenger RNA. NCBI's taxonomy places the organism in Eukaryota, Metazoa, Chordata, Actinopteri, Gobiiformes, Gobiidae. The record is from the annotation of a GenBank genome assembly.